This is a messenger RNA of Vigna unguiculata (cowpea), 1116 nucleotides long. Lineage: Eukaryota; Viridiplantae; Streptophyta; Magnoliopsida; Fabales; Fabaceae. The record is from RefSeq and is a predicted model, not a curated record.
AUGGUGGCUCCACUCUCUAUCAAGGAAUUCCCUGCCUUGGUAGAGAAGGCAAGAGUAAUGGAGAAACUUAAGGCUAAAGUUGAAGCUCAGCAGAGGUCUCAACAGAAGGUGGGAGGACCAUCUAGGUCCACGAGCAGACACGACGAUAGGAGGAAGCCAUACUCUAGGCCUCAGCCUCAAGGGCCUAGGAGGUUUUCACAUCAGUCUCAACAGUCUCAGCCUUCUAGGCCACAGUGCUUUCAUUGUGGGGGGGCCCGUCUGAGGAGUACUUGUCCCCAGCUCACUGGUAGGAGAACAUGCCAUAGGUGUGGCCAGGAGGGCCACUUCAUCAAGGAUUGCCCAGCUGGUAGGAUUCCAGUGUCGAGGCCUCCAUCACAGCCUCAGCCACAUCAGACGAGGGGAGCUAGUAGGAGCUUACAUGUUCUGUAUGAUUCGGGAGCGACACACUCUUUUGUGUCGGAAUCUAGAGUGGUAGAGUUGGGUCUUUCGGUGAGGGAGCUCCAGUAUGACCUAGUGGUGUCCACGCCUGCUUCUAGGUUAGUCAGAACCUCGAUCGUGUGUGCUAGGUGUAAGAUCGAGGUUGAGGGGCACAAGUAUAGGGUGGAUAAAGCAAUGAAGGAAGGAUCUCAGUGUUUCAUGAUUCUGACUCAAUUGUCCAUUGAGACUGAAGGCGGAUAUAUGGAGACACCUGUGGUAGGGGACUUCACAGAUGUGUUUCCUGAGGACGUGCCUGGCUUACCCCCUUCUAGGGAGAUCGAGUUCUCCAUUGAUCUGGUGCCAGGAGCAGGACCAGUGUCUAUAGCACCCUACAAAAUGGCUCCUGCUGAGCUAGUAGAGUUGAAGAAGCAGAUUGGAGAGCUGCUAGAAAAAACAUUGCACAGUGCUGUAGUGUUUUCCAAGAUUGAUCUGAGAUCAGGAUACCAUCAGAUUCUAGUCAAGUCUGAUGAUGUGCAAAAGACCGCUUUCAGGUCCAGAUACGGGCAUUAUGAGUAUGUAGUGAUGUCGUUUGGUGUGACUAACGCCCCCGCCUUGUUCAUGGACUACAUGAACAAAAUCUUCAGGCCAUUCCUAGACAAGUUCGUGGUGGUUUUCAUCGACGGCAUGCAGAGCAUUUGA